This is a messenger RNA of Penicillium crustosum, 1578 nucleotides long. Its product is annotated as putative hexose transporter. Gene Ontology annotation, molecular function: carbohydrate:proton symporter activity. Lineage: Eukaryota; Fungi; Ascomycota; Eurotiomycetes; Eurotiales; Aspergillaceae. Gene Ontology annotation, cellular component: membrane. Gene Ontology annotation, biological process: transmembrane transport; carbohydrate transport. The transcript has 4 exons. The record is from RefSeq and is a predicted model, not a curated record. The annotation marks the transcript as partial.
GGCCAACCCAAAAUGAGUGAAGCAUAUGAGACGGUUAAACCCCCCAAAGGUCAUUUCUACUUAGCAGGACGACUGUUUUGUCGCGUGAAAUGGUGGAAACAACGCAAUAUGCGAGUCCUGUACUUCUACAUUUUAGUUUUGAUUGCGACCAACACGGCUAAUGGAUUUGAUAACUCGAUGAUGAAUGGGUUGCAAGCAUUGUCCUAUUGGCAGGAGUAUUUCAACCACCCAAAAGGUCCGACACUGGGUUUGUUCAACUGCGUUAUGAGUGUUGGUGCAUUAGCCGGUUUAGUCAUUUUGCCCUACAUGCUUGAUCGUCUAGGCCGUAGGGUUUGUUUGGUCUUUGGCUCUUCUUUUAUGUUACUUGGCGUGGCUCUGCAGUCAGGUUCGAUUAACUUCUCCAUGUUCGUCGGAGCUCGAUUUAUUCUCGGGUUUGGAGACAUCAUCGUGAUUUGCACUGCUCCACUGCUUAUUACAGAGAUUGCCCCGGCUCAAGACAGAGCAAUUCUGGUUACUAUAUCUGGCGCCACCUAUCACUCGGGGGCUUUUAUCGCCGCAUGGACGACAUAUGGAACCUUGAAAAUCAAAAACGAUUGGUCUUGGAGAGCACCGAGCUUAAUCCAAGGGAUAUUCACAUUGAUUAUGCUGGCAGUUGUGUGGUGGAUUCCGGAGAGUCCGCGCUAUUAUGUCUCCAAAGACCAACCCGAAAAAGCCUUGAAAAUGCUGGCUUAUUACCAUGCUCAGGGAGAUGAGAGCGAUGAGGUAGUUCAGGUGGAGUUCACCGAAAUUACAACUGCGAUUGCGAUGGAGAAGAAUGGAGAGAAUUCGGGAUCUUAUGUCGAUUUUCUGCGAACUCCUGGUAAUCGCAAAAGACUUCUCAUCAUCAUCUCUUUCGGACUCUUUGCCCAGUGGUCAGGCAAUGGCUUGGUAUCGUACUAUUUGAACCUCAUCAUGGAUAGUAUCGGAAUCAAAGACCCGAACCAACAGUUGUUGAUCAAUGGAGCCUUGACCUCUUUCAAUCUCGCCACCAAUAUUGCUUUCAGCUUCUUUGUCGAUAAAUGGGGGCGUCGACCAAUCAUGAUUAUCAGCUCUGCUGGCAUGAUGGUCGCUUUCAUGGUGUGGACAAUCCUGUCCGCAAAGUAUUAUGACCAUGCAAACUCGGCACUUGGGUCAGGAGUGCUGGGUAUGAUCUUUAUCUACUAUCUAUUCUACAACCUAAAGUCAGGUUUGAUCGCAAGUUAUACUACGGAGAUUCUUCCGUAUUCAAUGCGGGCCAAAGGAUAUACAAUCAUGGAGUUCGCGAUGUAUAUCGCGUUAUUCUUCAAUCAAUAUGUCAAUCCAAUCGCUCUUGACAAUAUACACUGGCGCUAUUACAUUUUCUACUGCUGUUUCUUGGCGGUGGAAGUGAUCGUCAUCUAUUUCCUUUACGUUGAGACACGUUACAUGCCGCUGGAAGAGAUAACCAAGAUUUUCGACGGAGAGGACAUUGCCAGAGCUACGAAUCUGGAGAUGGCAAAGAUUGGGGAGAGUGGAAAAGGAAUGAGCACAGUCAUUCAUACUGAGGAUGUAAGUGUCUGA